GGGGGGGGGGGACUUUGCUAAGCUAAUGAAGGGAGAAAGUUCAAAUCAACCCAAAAGGUUUCAGUUUCCCUUCAUUUACCUUUUGAUCCAUACCUUUAAUAUCAUCUCAUAUUUUCCCCUCCCGCGAACAACUACCCAGCUUGGCUUUGACAGCUGCCCAUGUAGACAAACAUCAUAUCCAAGUUUAUCGCAAAACUAUCAAAUUGGUUAAUAUAUACCCUCUACAACAAUAUGAAACAUGCCCCUGAACAAUUGAAAAUGUCAAAAUAUAUCCCUAAACACUUGAAAAGGUCCAAAUAUCUCUAUGCGGCUAACGGGGGCAUAUUUGAGAUAAAAGAUAACAUUGGGUUUCCUAUGAGCCGAAAGUAAAUGGAGAGCAUGUAUAGAACAAAUCACAAAAAUUAGGGGUGUAUUUGGACCUUUUAUGUAUAUUACAACAACGUAAAUUUAUUUCUUAACUACAAAGUAAGAAGGCCAAAGAAAAUUCCAAAGAAAAAGAACAGUUCAAAUUCACUUCCUUUUUUUUUAUGAAAUUCCAUCAUCCUACUAUUAACAACUAAAUAAAUUUCCUCCCUAAAAGUCCAAAUUUGGUAUGUAAUAUCUUACCGAUGUAAGCAAGUAUCACUAUAUCAGCUCUUACCAACCUAUAAAAAAAACCAAUUACCAUAAGUGAUAAAAGUAUAUAUUUAGUUUAUUAUUAUUGUCAAAGGUCAACCAACAGAUAAAUGAUAUUCGGCAAGUGAUUAGUUGGACUAUUUUUUUCUUCUAAGAAACUCAAUAAGAGUUUGAACCGCAAUUAUUACCCUGCUUCAAAUAAGCUAGCUCAAAAAGAAUUUCUGCUUUCUUCAUUUCCUACCUUCCAAAUGUGAGAAAAGAUUUUGAGCAAGUAAUUAAACAGCUUCUCUUUCUGGAUUAGCCAGCAUCUACUUUUCUGGUACAAAUUCUUGUCUUAGCUCUAUUUACCUUGUAUAAAUAGUGCUUUCUCUUGUCUUCUUGCAAUCAACUUGCUUUUGAAGCUCUUCACUAGCAAUCAACUUCAAAAACCUGCUCUCACCAGCGAGCAAUCUCUCUUUCAAGAACUACCCCUCCCCCACCCAACCUUUCUUCUCAAACAAUAGAAAAGUGAGGGAGAAAAUAACAAGAUCUUCAAUUUCAUACCCCAAGAAAAAUGUCAGACUAUAUCCCUGAAGAAUUAAUGGUUCCAAUCUUCUCAAGGCUCACACCCAAAUCUCUACUCCGAUUUAGGUGCAUAUCGCGAUCAUGGAACUCACUAAUCUCAAGUUCUGAAUUCAUAUCGCUGCACACCUACUGUAACAUUCUCCAAAAACCACCAGCAGGUAAAAUCAUCAGGUACUUCUCACUAACUCAAAGGAAGGAAAUAUACUCUAUUCGACUCAUUGAUGUAUUAGCCGGUAUUGAAACUGAAUUCAAAAUAGGAGCCCCUUUUAAUGGCAUAGUGCGAUAUUACUACAGGAUCGUGGGCCUAUGCAAUGGCGUCCUCUGUUUGUCAGAUGAUUUAUUUGUAUCUAAAAAUCUUUUGGUACUUUGGAACCCAAUGAUAGGCAGAUCCAUCACCCUCCCAAUGUCUUCUCUUGAAAACUUAGGCAACUAUAUGCUUGUUUGUGGGUUUGGCUAUGCAAUUAAAACGAGAGAUUACAAGGUCGUGAGGAUGGCCUAUGCUCGUGGUGAUGGUGGUUACUUGGUGCCACCUAAAGUUGAGGUAUAUGCAGUUAGUUCAGGAAUUUGGAAGGAAUUUGAUGGUUUUAUUCCAGACAAUGGUGUUAUAGAGUACUUUUGGACACAAGCUGUUGUUUGUGGGAAAGUCCACUGGACUGCAUACAAGAUAACUGGGGAGGAAAGAAGGGUGGAGAACUUGAUAAUGGUGUUUGAUCUAAAUGAUGAGAUUUUUCAGGAAUUAUCAUUACCAGAAAUUUUGGUUAAUGAACCACCUACGAAUCUGACUGCUGCGGAAUGUAGGGAAUCACUUGCUGUGUAUCAGUACAAUACACGUAUUUGGAGCAGCAGUUGUUCCAUUUGGGUAAUGAAACAGUAUGGAGACACUGAGUCAUGGAGCAUGGAAUAUAAUGUUGCACUCAACCACCAGCAACUCGACCACCAGCGGUUUGGCAUGAUACUGGGUUUUCAUAAUGAUACUGAAAUACUGUUGACAGAGAUAUCAGGGAUGCUAACUUCAUAUAAUCCUGAGACACAAGAAAAGCUGCACCUCAAUAUUCUUGGCACUAGGUACUCUUUUUAUUUUGGCACUUACAAAGAGAGCCUUGCUUUGCUAGAUAAAGGGGAGUUACUGCCUCCACUUUAUUUAUCAUCUGAUGGGACGGAUGACAAUGAAGAUGAAGAAAAUAAUGCUGAUAAAAUGGAGCCUAAAAGGAAUGAGUUGAUGGUGCAUUUUCUUAAGCAUCAGGAAGUCAUUGCUCUUCUUAGAGCCAGAAAUAUAUGAGUUUGCCCGCACAUUAAAUAGUAAAGAAAUGUUAUAAAUUUCAGGCCAACUUUGGCAUAAAUAUCUGCUUUAUGUCAGUCCAUCCCAAUUUCAUUUAUCAUAAGCUAUGUAUUGUUUGGUCAUCUCAGGUGUUAUGCUUGUUUUUACAACUUUAAUCAAUUUGACUGCUCCUCCAUUCGUUGUUGUAUGUUUGGUCAUUGACCAAAUCGACAUGAAUGUUCAGAAUCAAAAAUCUUAGUCAAUGCAUUUUACUUGAGGUGGGGAAAGCCGUAAACCCAUGACCUUUUAGCUUUGAGAUAUUUCGAUGACACAAAACUAUUUUGAAAGGUUAACAGUUGACAGAUGAACAAGAAGAAAUGAAUCGCACCACUAACAAAAAUGGCUCACUAAAGUAAUCAAAAUUCUUUGUUAAUCAUUACUGGAAAUCUUUGUUGAUUAGUCAUAAACUUCUCGAUUAAAGAUGAGAUAAACCCACUACCAAAUUCCUGCGCUUUCAACUUUAAUCUUCUUAAGCUUCAUUCUUAACUAGUAUUAAUACCCGCGCGGAUGACACUAAUCCAGUGUUAUCAAAGGCGAAAAGCGCAAAAAAGCUCAAAGGUCCUUUAGGGCUUUAAGCGCAAAGCACAAAUAA
Molecule: messenger RNA, 3089 nt
Organism: Nicotiana attenuata
Lineage: Eukaryota; Viridiplantae; Streptophyta; Magnoliopsida; Solanales; Solanaceae
Product: F-box/kelch-repeat protein At3g23880-like
Exons: 1
Coding region: 1169-2458 (429 amino acids)
Molecular function (GO): protein binding
Source: RefSeq, a predicted model, not a curated record